Sodiomyces alkalinus F11 is the source of this 4579-nucleotide messenger RNA. RefSeq lists its product as hypothetical. The transcript has 7 exons. NCBI's taxonomy places the organism in Eukaryota, Fungi, Ascomycota, Sordariomycetes, Glomerellales, Plectosphaerellaceae. Gene Ontology annotation, biological process: iron-sulfur cluster assembly. Gene Ontology annotation, cellular component: cytosolic [4Fe-4S] assembly targeting complex. The record is from RefSeq and is a predicted model, not a curated record. The coding region runs from base 389 to 4168 and encodes 1259 amino acids.
UCUUGCAUGCUCAAUGUAAGGUACCUUACCUACCUUACUUGCGAACCCUUCAUCCUCUCAUCCAUUUGGCAACUGUCUGUCUCUGGAUCAUUAUAGCUGUGAUACACUUACGCAAAAUCCGCAUCCGGGAUCAACAGAAGAGAUCAGGCGUAAAGUCUUGCUCCAUUCAUUGCUUUCUGGUCACAACUCCCCGUCCUUGGGGAACCCCGCGUGUCGAAGGGCAAGACCUGUGCGCAGACGUCUCUCAAGCCAGACGAAGGUAUUGACCCUGGUUGUCGGAGUAAAAGACUACACAAGGCCCAUCCAGUCUUACGAGGGCAACAGCAGUGGACUUAUAACAUAUGCUCUACAGCGUGGUCAGCUUAUAGCAAGUGAACCAGCAACAAGGAUGACCGAUUUUCGGACGCUGGCUCUGGAAUAUGUCCUCAGUGACGAGCCGGAGAAGCAGAAGAGGUCUGCAUUAAAUGCGGCGUCGGCUAUCCAGUCCGAUCCUCGCCCUAGCAACCCGGUUCUACGAUGGGUUCAAUCCAUCGGGUCGUGGAUCGCCGCCGAUGAAGGUUCCGCUGAUGUAGGCGAAGGGGGCGAAUCAACAGGAGAUGUCAUCGCACGUUCAAAAGCUCUCGCCUUUCUAGCAGACACGAUAGAGGCCCUCGAUAGCGAAUUCCUGAACCACGACCAAGUAUCCCACCUCAUAAGUUUCUUCGGUAGCAUGUUUAAGAUUGACCACAGACAUGGUAUCAUGCCAGCCGCCAGAGCACUCAGCCGCGUGGCUAGCAUGAAGGCCUUCAAACCGACGCAGGCAGACCGUAUUAUACAGAGCGUCUGUGGCUUGGGGGAUGACUUCAAAGCGCAGUCUCCCAAGACACGGGCCGUGGUCUACGACCUCAUUUCCCAAAUAGUCUCCCAGCCCGAUGCUGCCGGCGACUUACAACACCGCUACGGUGCAUCUGCCGGUUUUAUGGUCGACCUCCUUCAGCUGUGCCGGAACGAACGCGACCCCAUGUGUCUGCUAACUUGGUUCGGCAUCUUAAGAAAGUUCCUCACAGAGUACUCUCCGUCACCCGAGGUUGUGACAGAGAUAUUCAACGUCUUCUCUGCCUAUUUUCCUAUAUCCCUAAGGUCAUCCCAUCAUCCCUCUGGUAUUACUGCGGAGGACCUCAAGGUAGCCCUGCGGGAUUGCUUCUCCGCGCAUCACAGCGUUGCCGGCCAAGCUUUUCCUUUCUUGAUUGAGCGUCUUGACCAGGGAGAAGGUCUUACGGCGACUGUCAAGCUGGACAUACUCAGGACGCUGAAGGCGUGUCUGCAGAAAUGUACCGACGCCAAUCAAGGCGUUAUCCCCUUUGCAGACAAGAUAUGGACGAGCUUGAAGUACGAGGUCCGUAACGGCGAGGUCGAGGACGCCGUCAAGGAGACCUUGCAAGUCAUCGGCGCUCUUUUCAGCCGACUCGAUGGUGAUAACCUCCAGCGUCUUGUACACACAGUACAGCAGGACUGCCUCGACGACCUCGACAACCCGACCUACACUCCUGCCGCGCAAAAGCUCCUCCUGGCCGUCUCCUCCGGAAGCCCUUCUGCCUUUGCCCUCGUCGCGUUUGCCGCUCUGCAGCCGGUUAAGGACAGUCUUCGACAUGCUAAGUCCACCGACCAUACAGUGAGCCUUCUCAACCUACUCAACUCUCUGCAAGAGGUGCGCUGCGCUCGUAUGCAGCAAUCCACCGCCGCCUUGACCCCCCAUCACGUCGGCGUUCUGCAGCGUACGGAACCGGCCUUUGUCUCACUUUACCGGGACGUAUUCUCGCAGCCGUUCCAGCAGGCGAUCCAUCCCGAAGCAUCAAAAGAGACGUUGAUUAUCGGCGAGAAAGCUAUUCAAGGCCUAGCCCUCCUCUUCAAACAACAGCAUUCCGUUACAUGCUCUCAGAUCGGUGACUCGAUACUGGCCCCUGAAGAUGCGUCUGAAAUUAUUUCCGAUCUUUCCUCAUUCCUACUCAGCAGAGCUUUCCGCACGAAGGACGAAGAGUCAGAAGAAGCAUUGGCUCUUCUCCAGGCCGCCAUCCGUGCGCUACAGGCCGCCGUCACGAGAAUUCCUGACGCCUUCUCUAAGCUCGUCACCGACUCCUUUGCGAUAUUCGAGGGGGCCACGAAUGUGUCUUUCGAGGAACUGUGGACUCGGCUCAGAUCUAUGCUGCCCAAACUGGCCUUCAUUGGCUGCUCUGAGCUUCCUGUUUCGGAAGACAAACUACAGCACUCGGUGCUCCUGCUAAGUUCCUUGUUGCGUCAACUGCAGUCGAUGAUCAACCGCAAGGCUCCGGCUGGAGUCUGGGCCGAAUAUGCCAUCGGCAUCCACACAACCAUGUAUACCUUUUGGGUCGCCUGUGAAAACUCCCUUGAACGUCCUGUUCGGGAGAAGAAGGUGGAAGGGUACGAUACUGGCUUGAAGGAUGACUUACGGUUCAGCCCGGGGCGAUGGGUUCGGUACGUAUCCAGUCGCUUUUCUUCCCUGCCUACCCUCCAGGAUGAAAGCAUGGUGAAAACUCUGGAGGACGAAAACGAGGGAACUUCCGAUUCCGAGCCCUACUAUAAGAAACUUCUUGCAACGGAAAGUCGCCAGCAGCUGGUUGGCGACAUGCUGCUUGUCUACUUGUUCGUCGCCCGUCAGUUGUACCGGCGAGCAACCAGUAUCAUCAGCUCCGAGAAUGCUACAACGAUCGGCAUCCGGCUCAGCGAAGAUUUUCAGGGCAAGGAUAAUGAGUACAGCUACGCAGUGCUUAUUUCACGUGUUGCCCAAUUUGCCAUUUCGCGCUUGGGGUUCUGGGAGCAGAACCAGCUGCGCCUCUUGGAACAAGUACCUGCGUUAUUCCGCGCGGAGGACGUCCUUGUUGAUGGCCUGGGCUCGGAAGCUGAAUCUGGAGGCCACCAGAGUCUCCGGGACGUCAUGGCCUCCAAGUUCACCCCUGAGCUUGAGAUCGACUGGAGCAACCCUCCCAGCUUUCCCAUCAACCCCCUGACCAACGAGUGCCUCGUCCUUCUGGCUUUUGGGAUCAUGGCUCCUCUCCAACUGACGACGAUCCCUGUUGACCCUAUGUCAUCUGGUAUAAUUACGAGACUCUUCUUCGCCGGUCUUCUCUCGCGAGUCGACCCGACCCUCCCGCCACAACCUCUGACUAGUCUCAUGUCCCUUCUGAUGAACGUCUCCAAUAAGAUUCCGUUAAAUGAGUUGACCAACGUCCUUGAUUCGGCCCGGGCGCAGAUCGAAACUGCCGUUUCUGAUGCCCAUUCGAAGAUGGACCUGCAGCAGUCAGAACUACUUGCCUGGCAUGUCAGCCAACGAGCCGGCCAAAGUAUUUCGGAGGUCCGGAAAUUAAUGGCUCGACCAGUACUUUACAUCACGGCCGGGGCUCUACGACGCUACAAAGGGAACUACCUCAAAGCCAUCCUUGCCGCAAUCAUCAGGGGACCAGCAGACCUGGAGGCUGGCCACAUGUUCGCUUCUGACAUUGAGAUUCUCUUCAAGGAGUCGCCAGUUCUGCAAACAGACUCCCAUCCCAGGGUGGUUAAUCCCCUUUGGCGUCAAAGAGCCUACAUGGAGAUUGUCAAACCUAUGCUUGACCUGGCGUUGCCCAAGAAGGAUGGCAGCACAAGUAUGACGAUUGCGGCCAACUAUAGCAUCGCUGUCCUCCAUGCACUUAGGAACCUGAGCUUGGAGAUAUACGAGGAUGAUAUGGAACAAAUCAUCCGGAUGAUCAUCUGUGUAGUGCGCAUGCUACCGCUCAGCCUCGAAACUCUCUACGGUCUCCAGUUGGUGAAAACGAUUUGCCAGAAAGGCUCAGAUCAAGUCACGCCGUUCCUUGGGAGCAUCAUUGACAUUUGUACCUCAGUACUGGUCCCCACGGAGCACGAGAGGAAGCGGAACCGAGGUGCCAUCAACUUGGAGGCUCUUCACGCGAUGACUAAAGACGGCGGUUCAAAGAACAGUCCACUUAUCCCGCGUAUCCAAGUCCUUGCACUCGAGAUCCUACGCGACUUGACAAAGCACUACGAAGCGAGACACCUGCGCAACGAGGCUCCUGCGGUGGUUCGACGUCUUGGACGGAUUCUGGGAGACUCUUAUCGCGAGACACGCGCAAACGCUCACUCUGCUAUUUCGGCUUGGCACAACCUGAUACGGUGAAGAGUGACUGUUAGGCGACAGCGAACGACUACGGGAGCUUGGCUAGAAUGGGUGUUUGGUGGAAGAACAUAGAUGGCUUUGGUUUUGGUAUCGUGGUGUUGAUUUCUCCUUUAGAAAAUAGGAUUGGAUAUAUAUUAGAUAUAUCCAUACCCACCCCCUAUUAGAGGAUAAGGGACGGAGUUUUGGCUUUUGAAAAGGGGUUAGUUUUGGAUGCAUUCGAUGACCCUGGCCAUAGCUCGCUAUAACACCCUCCUAAGUCACAUUUCAUCUCUCACAGAAUGUGGCAGGCGCACGUAUGCCCCCAUGAAUAGACAGGUGGCAUGCUGCAGAGAGCUUUCACUAGAUAUGAUUUUAUUUUACGUGCCUAAUGCGAUAUAUCGCUUUGACUACUUCCCCUCACGCCUCCCUGAG